AACCAAUUGGCACGUGAUCGUUCUGCCCAUAUCACGAUUCAAAUAUACAUCUAACUAACUACCUACAUGUACCCCAGCUUUCCAUUCACCAAACUCCAUUCGCUACCUACAUAUAUACCUACCUACAUAGCUACCUAGGUACCUAGGCAUGUAGCUACGAAGGAGGAAAAUUGGGAGCCAGACAGAUUGAAACCCCUCUCGCAAUGCAGCAGCCACUGAGACGAACUAUCACAGCCACCCUCCUCUCAAGAGCAUGGCGGGACCUACCAGCAGAGUCUACCUCUCUACUGCCCAGACGUGGCAGCGCCUUGGUCUCCAGAGCGCCGCCGCCGUCGCUCCGGGCUGCGGCUCCACCGUCGAGCAUAUGCCGCCGUUGUCGCCAGGCAAGAGGUUACAGCACGCUUAACAGCAGCACCACCGCUACCUCUGCCGCUAAAUUGCAAGCAGCGGAGGGGGAGCAUGCAUCGGCGGGCGAAAGCCCCAGGCCAAAGAAAACGUCAGAGCCACUGCGCAUCCUCUUCUGCGGCUCCGACAGCUUCAGCUGCGCGUCCCUGGAGGCGCUGUAUAAGGAGCACGAGCAGAACCCGGAGCUCAUCGAGUCCAUCGACGUGGUGGUGCGGCCCGGCAAGCACGUUGGCAGGGGGCUGAAGAAGAUUGCUCAUCCGCCAUUAAGAGAGCUAGCCGAGAAACUCGGCCUCCCGAUCCACGAGCUGGACACCUUCACAGGAUGGAACAUGCCCCCACGCACCAACCUCAUCAUAGCCGUCUCCUUCGGGCUCUUCGUGCCCCCGCGGCUCCUCCGCCUCGCCUCCUACGGCGGCCUCAACCUUCACCCCUCGCAACUGCCCGAGCUCCGGGGUCCCGCGCCCCUACAGCACGCGCUCCUCGCCAACCACAGCUCCGCGGGCAUCAGCCUGCAGACGCUCGACCCGCAGAGCUUCGACCGCGGCCUCGUGCUCGCGCGCUCGCCGCCGCUGCCCAUCGCUGCCUCCGACACCUUCGGCGACCUGCUGGCGCGCAUCACGCCCGUGGCGGCGGAGAUGAUGGUGAGGGGCUUGCGCGAGGGGGUGCACGUGCCGCCGCUAGAAGCAGUGGGGCGUGAGGAGAUGGAUGGGAAGGGGGGGGAGGAGGAGGAGCUGAUCUACGCGCCGAAAAUCACCAAGGCCGACUGCCAGAUCCGCGCCACACACCUUCCGAACCUGUGGCACCGGUACCGCGCCCUCGGCCCCCUGUGGUUCCUCUCGCGGUCGCGGGACAAGGACGAGGUGAAGCGGAUCAUUGUUCCGCGUGUCGCUUUCCCUGCUCCGCGGGCGGAGGAGGGCGGGCCGGAGGUUGCUACUACUACUAGUCCUGCCGCUACCGCCACCGCACCACCCCCUCUCGUCUCGCUCAAGAAAGGCGAAGAAGAUCUGUUCGACAUGAGCACACUCGCCCCAGUCUCCGAUGUCAUCGGCGUUCCUUGCGUCCCGGCUCUGAUCCCGUUCGAGGAAGAAAGCGCAAGCACAGAGCCUGCCUCCACCUCAACCUCAACCUCAACUACACCCUCAACAACAUCAGCCUCAACAGUAACAACGACAGCCGACCACGAAAGGAAAAAUCACAUCGUAGUCCACUUCCCCGAGGACAGGUCGAGCACAGAGUGCUACAUCGGGGGCCACCGCAUCGACGCCUUGAAAGUCGAGGGCCAGCGGGAGAUGCCCGCCAGGAAGGCUUUGGCGGAUUUCGUUCUCCUUGCCCACACGGCUGUUGCCUGGGAGGAGUGAUGUGUAAGGUAGGUAGGUAGGUAGGUAGGUAGGUAGGUAGGUAUCCAUAUGUAUGUAGUAUUGCCGGAUACUUAGCUAGGUAUAGGUUAUCCAUCAUACCUAAGUACCAAGCAGUAAUAAUGAUGACAUGAAGACUUGUGUGUAACCUAAUUAUGUACUAGGGAGGGAUAGGAAAGGUAGGUAGGUAGGUUCUUAUACCUACACUAUGUAUGUUGCCUAUUUGUAUUGAUAUAUGCAUUUCAUUACCUAGUAAUGAACGUGUCGAGGUACCUCGUGCCCAAUGUGAAAAGCGAGUUGUGAUAAUUGCUGCCAGUUUCAUAUUGGUGGUAGGUAACAUGAGAGCCGAUAUAUCAACAUGUCAAAAUAUGAAUGCAAACGUGUACAUAGUUC
Molecule: messenger RNA, 2153 nt
Organism: Hypoxylon fragiforme
Lineage: Eukaryota; Fungi; Ascomycota; Sordariomycetes; Xylariales; Hypoxylaceae
Product: Formyltransferase
Exons: 3
Coding region: 204-1763 (519 amino acids)
Biological process (GO): biosynthetic process; conversion of methionyl-tRNA to N-formyl-methionyl-tRNA
Cellular component (GO): mitochondrion
Molecular function (GO): methionyl-tRNA formyltransferase activity
Source: RefSeq, a predicted model, not a curated record